UUCCGGCAUAUUCGACGAACUGUGUGUAAAGAAACGUGCUGUAAACUUGUGUAUAAUUAACAAAUUAUGGAGUUAAUGCAAGGCGCAUCACUGCUGUCCAGGCCGGCGGAGGAGUUCGGCAAUGACACGAUGGUGGAGGAAAUGUGGGCUGCCAAAGCUUUGGAGCAUGCUGAAGUAUAUUUUAAUCUCUUGACCAGUGUACCGCCUUCGCAGCUGCGUUUAACACCCUACGAUGAUCAAAUCUAUGACACCUUUCGCCAAGACUUUCCCGAUCUACAGGUAGCCAAGCUGAGCGACGACACACUUAAAUCAGCUACAGAGAAACUGAAAUGGCGUGUUUUUGCUGAGAAAUUCAAUAAAAUGGAUGACUACUCAUAUGGCACACUGAUGCGUUCUGAUGCCGGCAUGGAAUUCUCACCAGACAACUCAAUAUUUGUGUUUCGCGUGCAGUUUCUGGCCAUAGAAAUAGCACGCAAUCGUGAAGGUUGCAAUGAUGAGGUGCACAAGAGAUACAGAGCCGGCAAGAAAUUACCCACAGCAGCAGCAGCAGAGGCGACGGAAUGAUCAAGUGUACUGUCAG
Drosophila busckii is the source of this 580-nucleotide messenger RNA. Its product is annotated as protein PBDC1. The transcript is spliced from 3 exons. The record is from RefSeq and is a predicted model, not a curated record. Gene Ontology annotation, cellular component: cytoplasm. The coding region runs from base 67 to 564 and encodes 165 amino acids. NCBI's taxonomy places the organism in Eukaryota, Metazoa, Arthropoda, Insecta, Diptera, Drosophilidae.